GAUCAGCGCUGAUCAAGAUGGAAGGUUCCGAAACAAAGAGCAACUCCUGCUAAAGAAAUUGGCAGCAAAAGGUCAAUUUCCCACAACAUUUGAAGAACGUGUAAAUAUGACAAAAGUCAAUAUGGAAGUUAUACGACCUUGGAUAGCGGAAAAAGUGGAAGAAGUUUUGGGAUUCGAAGAUGAUGUUGUGGUAGAAUAUGUGAAUGGAAUGCUUGAAGAUCCAAAUGAUACACAACCUGAUCCAAAAAAGAUGCAAUUAAGCUUAACUGGUUUUUUGGAAUCGAAAACGCCGACUUUUAUGGCGGAACUUUGGUCUUUGCUCCUAAGCGCUCAAAAGUCUAUCGGUGGUAUACCGCAAGACUUUGUCGAAAAGAAGAAGCAGGAGAUGCGAUUGGCAAGAGAACGAGAUGCUGCUGCAAUCGCUGGAAGUGGAUUGAGUAGGAGACAGGAAGGCAGAUCGUACGAUCGUCAAGGAGAUCAGCAGCAGGGUAGAUCACGAUUUGAAGACCGCUCAAAUAGAUCUAGAUGGGACGAUGCACCACGCUCACGCAAUUCAGGCAGAAACGACUUUGUGGACCGCAGAGGUAAUCGGACAGAAAGGAUACAAGAUAGUGGCUGGGGAGCGCAAAGAUCAUAUGAUUCAAGACCUCGCAGAAGUCCAUCUCCACCUCGCAACAGAAAUCGCUCAAGAACUCGCUCAAGGUCACCUCCCCGCUAUGAGCGACAAGAAAAACGUUCUCGCUACUUUGACAAUGCAGAUAGCAAUGAAGGGAGUGAUCAGCGGAGACGUCGUUACGAACAUCACGACGACGAAAGACGAAACUAUGAUCGGCGCGAAAGGGAAAGCCCACCUCGUAGGAACGUAAGUCGAAGAUCUCCUGAGUCAUCACCUUCGCGAUCACCAGAAGCACGGCAAAGCAGCAGCAAAAGGCAAGCCGAAGGUAGUGUCACACCAGAUUAUCGUGAUCGACAAAGGCAUCGGCCUUCGCCAUCCCUCACUCCGCCAAGAAGAAGAGAUGAUCGUUCACCGACGUACUCUCCGCCUGGUGCACAAUGGGAUGACGAAAAAUCUGACGAUGAUCAUCCAAAAGAAGAGGGGCCUUUACAUCGAAAAGACGCACAUAAACUUUCUCGUAGUCGAUGGGCAAACGAUGACUAGAUUGUAAUGCAACAUACCCAUACGAGGACAUAACCUGAUGUACAAUACAAUGUGUAAUAUUUCUAUGAAGUAACAUG
Molecule: messenger RNA, 1236 nt
Organism: Meira miltonrushii
Lineage: Eukaryota; Fungi; Basidiomycota; Exobasidiomycetes; Exobasidiales; Brachybasidiaceae
Product: PWI-domain-containing protein
Exons: 1
Biological process (GO): regulation of mRNA splicing, via spliceosome; mRNA processing
Cellular component (GO): spliceosomal complex
Molecular function (GO): RNA binding
Source: RefSeq, a predicted model, not a curated record